UGAAUGGUUCACUGUUUUGGUUCUUCUCAGGUUUGCUGAAAUAGUCUGCUAUUAUUAUUGUGAUUCGGUUUUCGUAGGCUUAGUGUUGUGUGGUCUUACUGCCAAUUAGUAAUGGAAGAGUUUCGGACGUCGGGGAUUUAUGGAAGCUCUACUAUGAGGAGGAAAAGGAGUCGAACUUCCCGUCGUCCUCGACUCGAGUCACAGCAACUAGCUGAAGGUUUAGAUCCUUCACCGUCAUCUUCGACGCCACCUUCUGAUGAUGCAGUCAAGUUCUCCAGUGAUGAGAAUGGUGGUGGUGAUGGUAGUUCUAGGAGAAAAGAAUUAAGUCUCAAUCAAUGUGUAUCCAGAGGCUCAUCUGUUAAUGGGGCUGAAAACGAACAUUUUCUUAAAAGAAGCAUAAAAGAUGGAAGUUAUAAUUCAUAUUACCGUAGUGAAACGGGACAAAGUGCUAAUGAUAACAAACGCAGCAGCGAAGGUGUCCUUGCUCCUGCUAAUUGGAGAAGCACGAGCAAGGCAUCAGAUGGUAUUGAAUCGGAGUCGAGUAGCAUCGACCCAUAUGGUGGAAGGUAUGGUGGUGAAAGUUCGAGUUCUGGACAGAAAGGACUUUAUGCUGAAGGAUUAGGAAAUGAUAGCAAGGUUAAGAAGGUUAAACUUAGGGUUGGUGGGGUCACCCGUACUAUUCGAGCCACUUCCCCUCCCAAUGGCACAUCGAAAGGCCCUUCUUCGAAGGGUUCUCAACCUUCCGAUGGUCAUAGGCAGCAACACAAGCAUAACUUUCAGGAAAACUUUACUGGAAAUCAUUCACCUUCAGAAAGACGAGGCAGAUUACAUGGAGUUCCGUGGAGAGACUUCUCACAAGGUGGCUUUGGCCUAGAAAAGGAGGAGACAUUGACAGGGAAGAUGGCUGGGAAGCAUGGAGCAGAGUCGGUUCGAAAGAGUAAAAGGGCCUCAAAGAAGCGUGUUCUUAAUGGGGAUUUUGAUGACGACGAAGAUGAUGAGAUACGGUAUUUGGAGAAGCUUAAAACUUCG
Cucurbita pepo subsp. pepo (vegetable marrow) is the source of this 1029-nucleotide messenger RNA. The record is from RefSeq and is a predicted model, not a curated record. NCBI's taxonomy places the organism in Eukaryota, Viridiplantae, Streptophyta, Magnoliopsida, Cucurbitales, Cucurbitaceae.